Molecule: messenger RNA, 2666 nt
Organism: Salvia hispanica
Lineage: Eukaryota; Viridiplantae; Streptophyta; Magnoliopsida; Lamiales; Lamiaceae
Product: beta-D-xylosidase 1-like
Biological process (GO): xylan catabolic process; arabinan catabolic process
Cellular component (GO): apoplast
Molecular function (GO): alpha-L-arabinofuranosidase activity; xylan 1,4-beta-xylosidase activity
Source: RefSeq, a predicted model, not a curated record
CACUCACCCCAUCAACAUUAUCUUUCUCCCUCUCCUCCCUCUCUCUAUUUUUCGCACACAACACACAUUACAUGAAACGACGUGGAGUUGCAAUCAUGAACAUAUGAAGAAAAAAAUUAAUCUCACACUAUAUAUAUAUACACAUUCAUCCCUCAAACACACUACACACACAAAAAAAAUAUUGUCCCAAAAAGACACACACUAACAAUGGCCAAAAACACCCAUAUCCUCCUCAUCCUCUCCCUAUGCAUCCUCCUCCGUUUAUCGGAGUCGCGGCCGCCCUUCGCCUGCGACCCGAACAACGGUGCCACUAGGAACUUGCCCUUUUGUCGAACUUCGUUGCAUAUAAGAGAUAGGGUUGCGGAUUUGAUUGGAAGGCUCACUUUGCAAGAGAAAAUUAGGUCCCUAGUGAACAAUGCUGCCCCUGUGGAGCGCCUAGGAAUAUCUGGCUACGAGUGGUGGUCGGAGGCGCUCCACGGGGUGUCCAACACUGGCCCCGGGGUCAAGUUUGGUGGUGAAUUCCCCGGGGCCACCAGUUUCCCGCAGGUCAUCACCACUGCGGCCUCCUACAACGCCUCGUUGUGGGAGGCCAUUGGUCAGGUGGUCUCGGAUGAAGCACGGGCAAUGUACAAUGGGGGCCGGGCGGGCCUGACCUAUUGGAGCCCGAAUGUGAACAUAUUUAGGGACCCUCGAUGGGGCCGAGGCCAAGAGACGCCGGGUGAGGACCCGGCACUGGCAGCUAAAUACGCCGCCAGCUACGUGAAGGGGCUGCAGGGCAACUCGGCCGGGAACCGGCUAAAAGUGGCCGCGUGUUGCAAGCAUUACACAGCCUAUGAUCUUGAUUCUUGGAAUGGAGUUGAUCGAUUUCAUUUUAAUGCUAAGGUGAGCAAGCAAGAUUUGGAGGAAACAUACAAUGUGCCGUUCAAGGCGUGUGUAUCAGAAGGAAAAGUUGCGAGUGUAAUGUGCUCGUACAAUCAAGUCAAUGGUAAACCAACUUGCGCUGACCCAUCUCUCCUUCGCGACACUAUUCGCGGGCAAUGGCGUCUUAACGGGUACAUUGUUUCCGACUGUGACUCAGUUGAUGUUCUCUACAAUAGUCAACAUUACACAUCCACCCCUGAAGAUGCAGCUGCCGAUACAAUUAAAGCAGGCUUGGAUUUGGACUGCGGCCCUUUCCUUGCGAUCCAUACAGAGGGAGCAAUACGGGCCAACAAAUUAAGCGAGGUCGACGUAAAUCGGGCCUUGGGGAAUUUACUCACGGUCCAAAUGCGUUUGGGUAUGUUUGACGGCCCGAGACAACCAUACGGUAAUUUGGGCCCGAGGGACGUGUGCACCCCGGCCCAUCAACAAUUGGCUCUUGAAGCGGCCCGACAAGGAAUUGUUUUGCUACAAAAUCGUAACCGGGCCUUGCCAUUUUCGGGCCGUAAAUAUCGGACCGUAGCCGUGAUCGGGCCCAACUCCGAUGUCACGGAUACCAUGAUAGGCAACUAUGCUGGAAUUCCAUGUGCCUAUACUACUGCAUUGGAAGGUAUAUCAAGAUACACUAAGACCAUUCAUGAAAAUGGAUGUGCUUCGGUGAGCUGCCCCGAUAAUCGUGGGUUUGGACGGGCCGAGGCCAUUGCUCGUCAGGCUGAUGCGACCGUGUUGGUGGUGGGUCUUAGCCAAGCGAUCGAGCGUGAAUUCCUCGACCGGAAUGGGCUUCUUUUGCCGGGCCACCAACAAGAGCUUGUGUCAAGGGUGGCUAGGGCCUCCAAAGGCCCAGUUAUAUUGGUCCUAAUGUCUGGUGGCCCAAUUGAUGUCACAUUUGCUAAAAAUAACCCGAAAAUUGGCGGUAUUAUAUGGGCCGGAUACCCGGGACAAGCUGGGGGUGCUGCGAUUGCUGAUGUUAUAUUUGGGGUGACCAAUCCAGGGGGGAAGUUGCCUAUGACAUGGUACCCUCAAGCUUAUUUAGCAAAGGUGCCUAUGACGGAUAUGUCGAUGCGCGCUGACCCUGGAAGAGGCUAUCCGGGCCGGACCUACCGGUUUUACAAAGGUCCAACUGUUUAUCCAUUUGGGUUUGGGCUAAGUUACACCAGUUUUAGACAAACAUUAGCCCAUGGCCCAACAAAAGUGUUGGUCCCUUUUACAAGCUCAAACACUCUCAAGAACAACACUAUGAUCAUGAGUAAUGGAAUUAGAGUUUCAAGCACAAAUUGUGAUGCUCUAAGCUUAGGGUUUCAUGUCAACGUCGAAAAUGUCGGUGAUAUGGACGGGACACACACUAUGAUGCUUUUUGCAUCCUCCCCAUCCGCGGGAGAGGAGAAACGUUUGGUGGCAUUCGAGAAGGUUCAUGUGGUGGCCGGAGCUAAGGAAAGUGUAAAGAUUAAUCUUGAUCCGUGCAGUCAUUUGAGCGUUGUGGAUCGAUUUGGCAUCCGAAGGAUUCCAAUGGGUGAACAUAGUCUUCACUUUGGUGAAGAUCUUAGGCAUACCAUUCUACUUCACAAUGAAGUGGAGGAAAUCAAGUAUUGAUAAAUUGAAGUCCAAUUAAAGGUUUGAUAUUGACAAAAUUAAAUAUUGUGAAAGCAAUUGUCAACCAUUACAUUUCAAUACAAUAGUUUGCAAGUGUAAAAAAAUGUAUUGGGUAUUUAUUUCGAACGAAAUUAAUACUAAUAUUUUGUUUGGCUAUA